AUGCCCCCCUUCGUCCCCCGUAAACGCCAUGCCUCACCCUCGCCCUCUUCUUCAGCCCCGCCUGCGAAACGCGCCGCCACUCCGAGAACGAACGCGCUAGAACACCGGACCAAACACGCGACACCUGCGAAGCAGAGCGUUUUCGAGGCGCUUGAUGCCUCGACAAGUAGACGGACGGUCGAGGACAGUAAGGCGUUCCUAAAUGCGCUCGGAGAGAGCGAUAGCGAAAGUGGGAGUGAGGACGGAAGCGGAUCGAGCGACGAUAGUGACGAGUUCGAGGAUGUCCUACCUGCCUCUACGCGAAAGCCUGGGGAGGUGCGGGAUGAUUCCAGUGACGAGGAGGAAGAGACAUGGGAAGAUGCGCUGCCCGCGGCGCACAUCCACCAUGCCCUCCACACACCCGCCGCAGAGCCGAUGGGAGAUCUGGAGAUCACGCUGAAUCGGGAUGAUAUGGAUGUCGCGGCGAACAGGGAAGCGGUGCUGGGCAAGAGACAGGGCCCGAGUAAGCAGGAGAAGAGGAUUAGGAUCGCGACGCAUUGCAUGCAUGUGCAGUUCCUGUUGUUUCACAACUUGAUUCGGAACUCGUGGACUUGCGACAAGGAGGUUCAGUCCAUACUCGUCAAGGGCCUGAGCGAAGGGGUCAAGAAGGAGGUGGAGCGAUAUAGGAGGGCUGCCGGGCUACCGCUGGAGGGAGACGACGAGGUACAGAUUACGCGGGUGAAGAAGAAGGUCAAGGGAAAGGGGAAGAAGGCCGACUACCGGAACCAGAGGGAUUGGGGCGCUGAGGCCGAAGAGAUGGAGACUGAAGUGCCGAACAUGAGUGGUGGCGAUCCGCUUAUAAGGUUGCUGAAAUAUCUGGCUGCCUACUGGAAGAAGAGAUUCAAGACUACGGCGCCGGGGCUGAGGAAGCAGGGGUACAGGAGCGCUGCGAGGCUGCGCGAGGAGCUGGAUCAGUGGAAUAACGAAGGUGUAGAUGUGGAGGCACACGGAGAGCGCAUAGCGGACCUCAAGCAGUUCCGGGAGUGCGCGCAAAAGUGCGAGGGCAGCAGAGAUGUGGGCGCGCAACUCUUCACCGCGCUGUUAAGAGGCCUAGGUUUGAGCGCGCGGUUGUUGGCGAGCUUGCAGCCUGUAGGGUUUGGCUGGAGUAAGAGCGAAGAGGCAUUGCCGAAGAAGUCCAGCAAGACAUCACAUAGCAAACAUCAUGAUCCGAAGAAUCCGCAGACCACACAGACAAACCCAGAGCCGGGUAGGAUUCCUGCAAUCAAGUCGAGUAAGGCUCCGAUCCGCAACUCCGCCGGCAAGACGCGAUCGACAGCUACCAAUACAACUAUGAACCUCGACACUGCCAGUAGUGACGAGCUCAGCUCAGUUCCUUCCGACAUCGACGACGACGUGUCCGUGGCCGACAUCACGCCUCGCAAGUCUACUCCAUCAAAAAACUCCCCCAAGCGGUUUGAUAAGGACCUUCCCUUUCCUUUCUACUGGACCGAAGUGCUCUCCCCUACGUCCAACACGUACAUCCCCGUCGACGCUCUAGUACUCUCCACCGUAGCAUCAAACCCUGACUUACUCUACACCUUCGAACCACGUGGCGCAGCUGCCGACAAGGCAAAGCAGGUGAUAGCAUACGUGAUCGCGUACUCAGCCGAUGGCACAGCCAAAGACGUAACGGUGCGAUACCUCCGCAAGCGUAUCUUCCCAGGCAAGACCAAGGGCGUGCGCAUGCCUGCAGAGAAAAUCCCGAUCUACGACCGCAAGGGCAAAGUGGUCAGAUACGAAGAGCAGGACUGGUUCAAAAGCGUCAUAUUGGGUUACGCCCGCCCCAGCUCUAAACGGACUCUGGCCGACCAGGCGGAGGACGAGGGCGAUCUCGUACCCGCCUUAUCAGCCAAAAAAGCAACCGAAGAGUUCGUAGACACCCUAACCGGCCUCAAAGCCUCCGCCGACUACGUCCUCGAGCGCCAUCUCCGCCGCGAAGAAGCGCUCCUCCCCUCCGCCCUUCCAGUCCGCCACUUCACAACCGGCAAAGGCGACGCCGCGAAGACCGAGCCCGUCUACCGCCGCGCCGACGUCGUAGCCUGCAAGACCACCGAGUCCUGGCACAAAGAAGGCCGCCAAGUGAUCCCGGGAUCCCAGCCCAUGAAACUCGUCCCCAUGCGCGCGGUGACGCUGCAGCGCAAGCGCGAGAUCGAGGAGCAGCAGCGCGAGGCGGGGGGUGAGAAAGUCAAGCAGGGCCUCUUUGCGCAGAGCCAGACGGAGUGGAUCAUCCCGCCCCCCAUCGAGGAUGGCAGGAUUCCGCGGAAUGCGUUUGGGAACAUCGACGUCUAUGUUCCGACAAUGGUGCCGAGGGGUGCGGUGCAUGUCCCGCUCAAGAGCACGGCGAAGCUGUGUAGAAGGCUGGAUAUCGAUUAUGCGGAGGCGUGUGUGGGGUUCGAAUUUGGGAAGCAGAGGGCUGUGCCGGUGCUUUUAGGGGUGGUUGUCGCGGUGGAGCAUGAGGAUGCGCUGAUUGACGCGUGGGAGGCGGAAGAGGAGGAGAAGAGGAGGAAGGAGGAUAUCAAGAGGGAGGCGAGGGCGCUGGCUAUGUGGAGGAAGUUCAUGAUGGGCACGAGGAUUGUGCAGAGGAUGCGCGAGGACUAUGCGAUUGACGAGAAUGCGGCUGUGCCGGACAAUAUCAACCCGUUUACGAACAGAAAGUCGAGGGCCACGAAAAUAUCGAAUGGGGACCUGGAGAAACAUGCUGCACACCACGAUGGCGGUGGCUUUGUUUGGCCCGAGGAAGUAGAAUCCGGCGGCUUCAUCCGUAAUGGCGACGAGGAAACAUCAGGCGGUGGAUUCAUUGUCGAGCAAUACCAUCACCAGACAGCUGAGGAGCCUUCUGCUAUUGGCAACGGCUAUCUGAAUACGCCCAUCUCGCUUCAAGCCGCCCUCAAGGAUACUCCGCAGGAGCCUACCGAGGACAGUGGUACUGAUAACGACAUGCAGGAGUCGGAUGAUGCUACGUCUCCAGAGCCGCCACCAGCAAAACCAGCAACUCGCGGUCGUGGUCGACCGAGGGGAAGAGCCGCAAAGAACACCGCUGGCACCUCACGCACAUCUCGGCCUUCCGCGUCAACGCGCAAUGGCGCUGAGCCCAAAUAUACAUCCAGUGAGGACGAAGAGACUCUAUCCUCUGCCGCAUCUGAUAUCUCCUCAGACGAGGAUCAACCUGAAAACGGCGACUCGGCCUCAGAACGCUCUGAGAAGCCCGCAAAGCGCAACCGCAGCGGUAUAAGCAAGCCGUCUCCCCCGCCGCCUGAACCUACAACCAAUCGGGUGGUACCAAGGCGCAGAGCAGCCCGCAAGAGCGAGACGGCUGUUCGGAGCCACUACUUCUCGCACGACAGCGAGGAGGAGAGUCCGAAGAAGACGAGGGCGACGGGGAGGGGGAGGGGGCGCGGUCGGGCACGCGGACGGGUAUAG
Molecule: messenger RNA, 3459 nt
Organism: Coniosporium apollinis CBS 100218
Lineage: Eukaryota; Fungi; Ascomycota; Dothideomycetes
Exons: 1
Coding region: 1-3459 (1152 amino acids)
Biological process (GO): nucleotide-excision repair; mismatch repair
Cellular component (GO): XPC complex; cytoplasm; nucleotide-excision repair factor 2 complex
Molecular function (GO): single-stranded DNA binding; damaged DNA binding
Source: RefSeq, a predicted model, not a curated record